UGAUUCAUAUCUCCCGUUUAGCUUGGGUACGACCAGUUCUUGUUUUCUAACACACACACACACACACACACACACACACACACACACACACACACAGCAUACUACUGAGAUACAGUUGUUACAUCCACUUUCUGAUUGGCAAGACACUAGCUGAAAGAAGCAGGUGUAUGGGUGAAGCACAACUUUAAAGCCUUGGAGAGAGCAGGUCAACAGGCAGAAACAGCGAAGAGGAUUGGGAAAAAUUGUGGAAGUGAUGAAUACCCAGUCGGCUAUGGGAAUCUCAUGUAUGACAGAAGAGUGGUUCGAGGCAACACAUAUUCUCUUCAUUCAUUACCUUGGUGCCCUGCUGAAACUGAAACUGAUCCUGUUGAGAUUCAGAAGAAACGAGAAGCCCACCGGAAAAUGCUGGCCAGAAAGCGAGCAAAGGAAGAGAGCGAAAUCCAUGCCCCUCAGGUUGAGGUUCCCCAGCUCCGGACUGAUGUGCAGACAGAACUGUACCUGGAAGAGAUUGCAGACCGCAUUAUCGAAGUUGAUAUGGAAUGCCAAACAGAUGCUUUCCUAGCGAGACCAGACAGCCCCUUGUUCGUUCCAUCAAAAACUGGGGCAGAUGUAGCUACACAAAUAGAAGAAGGAGAGCUCUUUGACUUCGAUAUUGAAGUCAGACCAAUGCUUGAAGUUUUAGUUGGGAAAACCCUGGAGCAAGCUUUGCUGGAAGUCACGGAGGAAGAAGAGCUGGCCAAUCUUCAGGGGCACCAGUUCGGAUAUCAUGAACUGCGCAACGCAGAGCUGGCUGAAGUGCAGCGCCUUGAACAACAAGAGUUACGACGGAAAGAGGAAAAGGAACGCCGUAAAGCACAGCAGGUCACCACAAAUACAAAGUCGGCAGAAGUCAAGCAGAGAAUUUCUUCUCGAGCCUUUUCUCUGCAAUACUUGUCGAACCUCAUUCCUUCAGUCUUUAAUGAUCUUCAUAAUAAGGGUUUCUUCUUCGAUAUCACAGAAAGAGAUAUUGAGAAAGAAUUCCUUCCAUAUUUGAUGGGCAGAGUGGUAAAAAGAAUAUCGUCGAACCAGCUAGGAAGAAUAAUGACUGACGGCUUAAUCAAUGACGUGGUUGGAAAGAGGUUGAAGGACUUCGCUGAAAUUCAGUCAAUUCGUCGCCAACUACGACGUCAAAAAUCGGGGAGAAAUGCUCGUUACCCUACCACUGGCAAUUAACGUGGCUAAACUCCAAAGAAGCAGGGAUCUUAAAUAUAUUCAAGAAGAUUGCACAUGUUUAUCUGGGAACAUCGACCAAAUAGUGAAUUUGUCCUGCUGAAAAUUAUCCCCGGGGCCAAUAAUAAAAUGAAAAUUACUGUUUUGGUUUGUUUCUAAUGUUGGCAAACUUGAUAAUUUAAUUACAACAACAUUGUUUGUUCUAAUCUUGAUUGUAUGCUUUGCCCUUGUUUCUCUUAUUAGUUAUUGUUAUUGUUGUAAACAACAGGAUAGCAAGCUUUUAGGGUGAGAAGAAAAUUACAUAAAUGUUGCAUGUGUAUAUUUUUCAGUACUUAGGGGGUGAGAACCAAGGCAGAUCCAAGCAGGGAUCUACUCACACAAUGGGACUUCUGCUUCUCCUUCCUCUUGCAGUCCUCCUUCAGCUCACCAAAUCUGUGCUGGACUGUUGGUGCAGAUUUUGGGGAGAUGUGGGGGGACGAGAAAUCAGAAGUCCCCGCUGUCCAAGCAAAUUUUCCUUGCCUUAGCAGGCAGACAUCACCGGAUGUUGCCCAGAGCUUUGAGUAUGCUGUUUUUAUUCAUUUUAAUAUUUUUGCAUUUUUAAUUGUUUAAAUGUUGUUUAAUGCUCUAGAAGUGCCGUGGAGAAAACGUUUCUGAAGCGUGUAAUAUAAAUCUUAUAACUGAUAAGUAGAAGCAGAUUGUACUCAUUCUUUAUAUAUGUACGUUUCAUUCAGGGGCAGCACAUGCUGUUUUGCCGCUUGAGCCGAAACAGAAAGCGCCGCCUGGCCCUGCCACUGCAGCCACUACCAUCAUACCUGCUGCCGCUGGAGCCGCUUCUCCACCUGCCCUGCCGCCUCUGCCGCUGGUGAAGCAGUGCCAUCAUUGGCAUCAAUUUUGGGUCAGAUCUCACCUGAUUGGGCUGAAAUGAGUGCUGUUGCUGCGCUGGCGGCCGGGCAGGUGGGGCCCCUGCAGGACUGUUGCCUUGGUGGCUGCUUCUGCCUAAGAUAGUCUGUCUAAUGAUUGAGCCGGCUCUGGUUUCAUUGUGCAAAGAGAAUUAAAAUGCAU
Zootoca vivipara (common lizard) is the source of this 2271-nucleotide messenger RNA. It is a transcript of the gene RSPH3, whose product is annotated as radial spoke head 3. Gene Ontology annotation, cellular component: cilium. The record is from RefSeq and is a predicted model, not a curated record. Lineage: Eukaryota; Metazoa; Chordata; Lepidosauria; Squamata; Lacertidae.